AUGAUCACAAACGUUCUGAACCGCCCAGAUUUCCGAGCCUUUCGCCAACUAUUGGCUACGAAUCUGCGUCGGAUAGCACUAUCGCCCCUCACAAUGCUCGUUUGGUCAGCUUAUACAUCUGUAAACUUUAUGAGGUGGAAACUGGCGAGGUCCCAACACAGGCCGCUUAUCCGAGUUGUCUGUGUUUCUGACACGCACUCCCAGCGCUGCGAUAUACCAGAUGGCGACAUUCUGAUUCACGCGGGAGAUCUGAGCCUCCAUGGGAGCGCCCUGGAGAUCCAGGAAACGGUUGACUGGCUGAAAUCACUCCCGCACCAGUGCAAAGUCGUGAUAUCUGGUAAUAGUGAUCGGUUUUUUGAUUUUCGUUCCCGAUUAGCGGAAGAUAGGCUAGCGACGGAACCACCAGUUGAGAACGAGAGCAAAAGCGCCGUACAACAUAACCGUGGUGUCUCAAUUGACUGGGGUGACAUCCAUUAUCUCCAGCAGGCUUCGGUAUCACUGCCCCUUUGUGACACAUCUGGUGUACUGCGGCAAAUCCGUGUCUAUGGAGCGCCACAGAUCCCUGUUUGCGGCGGUCCUGAAAAUGCCUUUCAAUAUCCCGUGGAUCAAGAUGCAUGGGCCGACACCAUCCCAGCAUCUACGGAUAUCUUGGUCACGCAUACACCAGCCAAAUUUCACGGAGACUGGUACCAAGGAUCUCCCGAAGGAUGCCCAUUUUUGCUGGAGGAGCUGUGGAAAGUUCGCCCUCUACUGCAUGUAUUCGGCCACGUGCAUACCUCUUAUGGGUUCGAGAGAGUACACUGGGAUAACGCUCAGUGGUGGAUGGAGAACUAUUAUCGGCAUCUUUCACACUCUAUUCAAAAUCACGUAAUGUUCGCCCUUCCAGACUUUUUCCAUCCAUUGCUGUGGCUGGACGCUGUAAUGAUUCUGCUCUCUGGUACGGUGACUCUUAUGAGGGGCUUGGUUAGUCUCUGUCGCAGAGAAAAACGGUCUACAUUGAUGGUAAAUGCUGCUUGCAUGAGCGAAGACGGCUCACGGCUGGUCAACGAGCCGAUUGUUGUGUAUAUAUAG
Messenger RNA from Aspergillus nomiae NRRL 13137, 1071 nucleotides. Its product is annotated as metallophosphatase domain-containing protein. The record is from RefSeq and is a predicted model, not a curated record. Bases 1 to 1071 code for a protein of 356 amino acids. NCBI's taxonomy places the organism in Eukaryota, Fungi, Ascomycota, Eurotiomycetes, Eurotiales, Aspergillaceae. The transcript has a single exon. Gene Ontology annotation, molecular function: hydrolase activity.